ACACCCAUACGACACAAACGGAUAGACCCCUCCCCUCUCCUUCUUUCUCUCUCACACUCACAUACAGAAUCACGUUCAAGAGCUUAUCGGCUACAGCUGAUGAGUUUGUUUCCGUUUUCUUGAAAAAUGGAGAGUCUCUCUCUCACCACCACAACCACUACCACCGAUGCUUCGAAAUUUAGAUUUCUGAUCCCUUGUUAUAAAAAUCCCAGAAUUUACAGAAAUCUUCCUUUUCAUCACAAACGACAUAGAAGAUUUGCACUUUGUGCUGCUAAAGAUGAAGAUAAAUUCGACAGUUGGGACCAAAUGGAGCUUAAGUUUGGGAAAAUGAUCGGUGAAGACCCCAAACUUACCCUUGCCAAGAUAAUCGCUAGAAAAUCACACCCAGAAUUAUCUUUCUUGGAUAUUGAGAAAUUAUACAAUAAGAAAGGUCUUAAAGCCUUUAAUGACAUAGAGGAGGUCCCAUUUGAUGUAUCUGAUAUUCGAAGAAAGCCAAACGAUUCACUUGAUGGGCCAAAGUUAACCCGACCCGGACCCAAGGAUCCACCCGAUGGGCUAAACUUGACCCGACCCGUAUCCGCACCCAAGAAUUCACUCGAUGGACUAAAUUUGACCCGACCCAUACCCAAGAAAGGAGUCAAAUUUGAAUCAAAUGAUAAGCCUGUAUCUGUAGUACCCAAAGUAAAGAAACCAAACCAAAUGCUGGAAAAUGCUAUGAGUAAUAAUAAUAAUCCUACAGAAAGUGUCCCAAAUGUUGAAUUAAGAAAACCAACUACUUUUAAAGAUGAUGAUUCGACAUCAAUGUUACAGAGACCAAAUUUCUCAUUUAAGAUGAGUAAAGAACAGGAGAAAGAAAGGUUGACUGAUUUGACAAUGGUGAGGAAACCUGAACCCUUUCUGCAAAAAGAAGAAACAGAAGCUAUGGAAGAUGAUACAGAGAGUUUAAGUGUAAUCCAAACGGAUGGUACACUCUCACAGAAGCCUGAAAUCACAGUGGAUCAACUUAGAAAUCAGAAUGAGGUAAAUGCUGAAGUUGUUGACAUCAAGAACAGUUCAACAAGUGUUGAUUCAAGUGUAAUCCAAACGGAUGUUACACUCUUACAGAAGCCUGAAAUCACAGUGGAUCAAAUUAAGGAUCAGAAUGAAUCGAAUUCUGAAAUUGAUGACAUCAAUAACAGUUUAGCAAAUGUCGAUUUAGCUUUUGAGAUGGAAAAUGUGCAGGAUAAGAUUGAUCAGGAGAGUGAUGAUGUAACAGCUACUUCGAGCAUGCAAAUGUCUCUGGAUACUGCAUUGAGAGGACCACCUAAAAGAUUAGAUCAAUCUGUAAAAGAUACAUCAAAGAUCGAGAGAGUAGUUACGGGUCCCACGAAUCCAAUACCAUAUGAUAACACUCUUGAGACUGAAAACUUGCCUACAACACCAUUCUUAAAGGAGCGUGAAGAUAAUGACUGGAAAAGAGCUGAAAAUUUGAUCAAGACAGAAGGAAGAGAAGAAGUGGAACUCAUAAACUCAAGCACUCGGGGUUUUGUUGCAUCGUUCGGAUCUCUUAUAGGGUUUUUGCCUUACCGAAAUCUUGCGACUAAGUGGAAGUAUUUAGCUUUUGAAUCAUGGUUGAGGAAGAAAGGAUUGGAUCCUGCAAUGUUCAGGAAAAAUCUGGGUGUUAUUGGAGGAUAUGAUGCGACAAACAACGCAUUACCAAUAUCAACCAUAGAUCCUAAAAAGAUGGAGGGUGAAAUAUCACCUGAUAUGAAACUUGAGGACCUUCUUGCAAUUUACGAUCAAGAAAAACUCAAAUACCUGUCUUCGUUUGUUGGUCAGAAAGUCAAAGUCAACGUGGUCUUGGCUGAUAGAGGAUCGAACAAGCUAAUAUUUUCUGCAAAACCAAAAGAGAAAGAUGAAUCGGUUGAAAGAAAGCGAAGUCUCAUGGCUAAGCUUAGCGUUGGAGGCAUUGUAAAGUGUUUCAUAAAAAAAAUUACUUACUAUGGGAUUUUCGUUGAGGUGGAUGGAGUACCUGCACUGAUUCACCAGACUGAAGUGUCUUGGGAUGAUACUUUGGACCCAAUUUCCUAUUUCAAAAUUGGGCAGGUCAUUGAAGCAAAGGUUCAUCAAUUAGAUUUUUCACUCGAACGUAUAUUCUUAUCAUUGAAGGACGUUACGCCAGAUCCAUUGAUCGAGGCUUUGGAGGCUGUUGUUGGUGAUCAAGCAAACUUGGAUGGACAGUUAGAAGCAGCCCAAUCCGACGAAGAGUGGCCCGAAGUUGAAUCGCUUGUAAAAGAACUGCAGCAAUACGAAGGCAUUGAGAAUGUGAAAAAAGGCCGUUUUUUCGUGGGCCCGGGUUUGGCCCCGACUUUUCAGGUUUAUAUGGCGUCUGUGCUUGAAAACGAGUAUAAAUUGCUUGCGAGAGCUGGAAACAAAGUACAAGAGGUGAUUGUUGAGACAUCGAUGGGAAAAGAAGAGAUGAAAUCUGCGAUUCUAAUAUGUGCGAGUAGAGUUGAAUGAUGGGUUUUUUUUGUAUAGUUUUGUCUUAUGUUGAAUUGAAGCCAUCGAAUGUGUUGAUAUCAUUUAUUAAGGUCAAGUGUAGUAUUUAUUCUUAUUGGUGUUUAUUAUGGCAUGUAUGAGCAUAAAAAAAACAUGCAUAAUAAGAUGAUAGAAAUUGAAAUGAUAUGCAAUGAAACCUAAAAAUGAAUGUAAAACAAAUAAUUAUUUAUAUUCAAAAAGAUCAAUGAUACACAUUUUUGAAUUAGAGUCUCUUAGGAAACAUAAGAUUAUGAAUCGAACCUCAACAAACCCCUAGUGCAUGUUUAUGGAAUCAUUAUAAUGGAUGAAUUGCCCUCCAAUGUAUUAUUAAUUUUCCAAGAUUUUAUCUUUUUAAAUUUAAUAGGUUCUUGAUUUGAUGAUGUCUAAACUCAUCUCACCAACGUCAGUUGCUUGGAGCUCGAAUUGGAUCCCAUCUAGCUCUCUUUUAAACCUGUCCUUAGAGCUUGCAUAUAUCAUCUUACUUCUCACCCUUGAUGAAUCUGGAGACC
Messenger RNA from Lactuca sativa (garden lettuce), 3026 nucleotides. RefSeq names its product Nucleic acid-binding, OB-fold-like protein. Gene Ontology annotation, molecular function: nucleic acid binding. NCBI's taxonomy places the organism in Eukaryota, Viridiplantae, Streptophyta, Magnoliopsida, Asterales, Asteraceae. The record is from RefSeq and is a predicted model, not a curated record.